Molecule: messenger RNA, 3390 nt
Organism: Malaclemys terrapin pileata
Lineage: Eukaryota; Metazoa; Chordata; Testudines; Emydidae
Gene: KIF25
Product: kinesin family member 25
Exons: 15
Coding region: 1481-3256 (591 amino acids)
Biological process (GO): microtubule-based movement
Molecular function (GO): microtubule binding; microtubule motor activity; ATP binding
Source: RefSeq, a predicted model, not a curated record
GUCUGUGUUGGUCUUUAAUUGAACAUAAAAUCUAUGUUAGCUGUGGCUCUGGUUUCUGUUGCCAGAUGAGUUAUGUCAAAUGAACUUGUCUUACCUCAGGCACCUCUUUUGGAUUUGAUAAACUGCCACACAAUGCUAGCUUCAAAUGAACUGUGUCUUUAUCUCCAUAGCAUACAACAACCCUGCAUUUUACCGGGGAACGGGAAACCUGUAGGACUUAAAAAAAAAAAAAAAAAAAUGCUUUACAAACCUAUUAGUUUUAGCAUGCACUGCAGCACCUCAUUUUACAUACUGAGGAAAAGUGAGGGAUCAUAAUCUGAAAGUAUAUUUUUUAAUAUCAGUUAACAGAGCUUUUCCUGGUGUCAUGCAUAUAGAGGCACAAAUAUGCUCUUUGUAUGGGACGAGCUCCAAAACGUGAAAACUCCCAGUGCAGGGCAGAGGGAGCUGUACUGAUUUUUCAGGGCACUGCCCUCUCCCCUGACCACAACACAGUGGUUGUGUGUAUUAUUGUAGCGAUGGUCUAGGAGCCCUAAUCACUUUUCCACAGCGUGUAGCUCAAGGGCCCCGACCACCCCCACCUCCUCUCCAAGUCCUCACUCUAGGGAGGCAGCAGGGCCUCCCUCCAGGCGCACAGAACCACGGCAUUUUAAACAGGCUGAAGCGCGCUCCCCACGGACAGCCUAGAGGCCCAGCCUGUGCUCGAACUCUCCCUUUCCCUGCCCCGGGGAAGACAAGGGCCCGUCUCUUGUUUCCAGGGGGCGAGCUGCCGUUCUCCUGUCCCCCCAGGCUGCUGCAGGAGCGGGGCUCCCAAUCCGACCCCCAGCACUAGGGCAGCCGCACCUCCACGCGACGCCCCCUGCUCCCGCCAUUCAGCGAGCCCCGCUCCAGCUCGGGGCACCUGCUCCCACGUGCGCCGCCGGGCAGCUGGUGGGCACGCGCUUCAAGCUACCGUACGGCCCACCGCUCCAGAGCGCGUGCGCUGCAGAACUUAGGCGAAGGCGGGCACGCUGCCCUGCCUGCGAGGAAGGCGCCAUCGUCCCGCCUCCCUCCCCCCCCCCAUUGGAUUGGCAGGCUGCGGCUGUCACUCAUGACGGAGCAGAGAGCAAGUUCCGUGGAACAGGUUCGGUUGAGCGGAGGCCGAGCGUCUCAAGUGUCCUUUCCUUAUCCCUGCCCUCAGUCCCUGCGUGGCGCUCUCCGCCGCUGCCCCAGCGAGGGCCUUGGCAGACGCUCCCUAACGCUUGUCAGUGAACACUCGGAGAGCGCCCUGGUAUUGUUACACGCUCCCGGGCCCUCGUCCAGCCAAUCGGAGUCUUUGCCUAGUGCGGCGGGCGGGCGGACAAGCGUUGUCUCCGUAGCAACCGAAGCGAAGCUCCGUCCCAGCAUCUGAUUGGUCGAUUCAAAGUGAUUCUUUGCGCGAGGUGGGGGUUGUUGGGUGCGCGCAGCGGGACCGCGCGGUGCCGGCGGCAGGACGGGAGAGAGGAUGCGGCCGGAUGGCGGGAUCAGCCCGAGCUUCGUGGCCCAGCAGCGGAUCCGGCAGCUGGAGCAGAAGCUGCGAGCUAAAGAAGAAAGAAUAGUUGUGCUGGAAACAGAAAAUGCUCUUCUUCAUCUGAAACUUGCAGAGUGUCGAGGGUUGUUUGGAAGAGACACUAAUGAAGUGGCACAGCUUAACUUUGUUCAUGACAAGCAACAGAACUUGUGUAGAAGCACGAGCUCCGUUAUAAUCCAGGUUUAUGGAGCAAUACAGAGACUUAAGCGAGACCUGAAAAAUCUCCAUUCAUUUGCUUUUGAGCUUUCAAGAGACUUUCAUCAUCAAUGCAAGAAUUCUCUUUACCAAGUUUUGACUGCUGUCCAAAGGAUCCAGAUGCAGAAUGAAGCUAUGCAAACAUUCCAGACAAAAGCGUUUGAUCUCGAGCAGUCUUUACAGGAAGUUAAUGAGAGAUACCAGCAAGAAAAACGAAAGAGAAAAAUACUUCACAACAGUUUAGUUGAACUGAGGGGAAAUAUCAGAGUGCACUGCAGGAUCCGUCCCUUACUGCCUUUUGAUACUGCUUCUGGACAUUCAGUCUCACAAGAUAGGCACAGAAAGCUUUCAGAAAAAGUGGCACAUGCUACUGAUGAUGAAACUGUCCUUGUAAAAUGCAAUCGUCCUGGUCAUACUUUGAUCAACAAGACAUUUCAGUUUGACAGAGUUUACAGUGUUGCUGAGUCUCAAGACACAGUGUUUGCAGAUGUGGCCCCUUUGCUUACAUCUCUGCUGGAUGGAUACAAUGUGUGUAUUAUGGCUUAUGGACAAACAGGGAGUGGGAAGACGUACACAAUGUUGGGACCGCAAUCUGAGGAUGAUGUCACUCUUUCAAUAGAAGAUGAACUAGAGCUAGGAAUUAUUCCUAGAGCCACAGAAGAAGUCUUCAGGCUUAUUUCAGAAAAGCCACCAGGAAGUCAUUGGGUUGAGGUUUCUGUUGUAGAAGUGUAUAAUAAUGAAAUUUUUGAUCUUCUGGCCAAAGACAGCUGUGGAAGAGUAUUCGGCGUUAAACGUGACGUUGUCACAACCAAGGAAGGCAAGAGCGAUGUGCCGUUGCUUACCUAUGAGACUGUUGAAAAUGCUGUAGAAUUCUUACAGCUAGUUGAUAAAGGUCUGCAGCUAAGGGUCAAACAUCCAACCCUGGUGCAUGCUCAUUCUUCUCGCUCUCAUCUGGUAGUGACAUUGACCAUAACCAUGAAGGCUGUCUCUGCAGAUAGCUUUGCUCCUCUAUGGACAGAUGAAGAGUCUAGUCCAAGGCUAAGUAAAGAGCUUUUCUGCACCUUUCCUCAACAAGUGAAAGACGAUAAACUCCUCUUUCCUUCCAGAGCCUCUUCUCCAGCACAGUUUGAAUCUACUGAGAAACUGAAGCACAUCAAAACUAAACUACAGCUGGUGGAUUUGGCGGGCAGUGAAUGUGUUGGUAUGUCUGGAGUGACAGGAGUAGCCCUGCGAGAGACCUCGUUCAUUAACCGUAGCUUAUCAGCUCUAUCAGACGUACUUGGAGCAAUAGCAGAGCAGCGCUCUCACAUUCCAUAUAGAAACAGCAAACUUACCCACCUACUCCAGGACUCCAUAGGGGGCAACGCUAAAUUGCUGGUGAUGCUGUGCGUCUCCCCCUGCCAGAAGUACUUAGCGGAAUCGCUGCAAUCCUUGGGAUUCGGAACUCGUGCUCGGCAAGUUCAGAGAGGACAAGUCAAGAAAAGAAAUCUGCCAGUGUCUAGCAAAUCAAAAUAAAAGCUAAGGCUCCCGUGGAUUAAAGUAUUAUUAAUGAGUUCCUCAGACUGAAAUGUAUCUUGUUGUCAUAAAGCCAUGCUUUAAGAUGUAAACUGCCAGUUAAAAUAAACACUCCUCAGUAUGGCAUUAGCAAA